AUAAAAUGCGACUGGUGGAAAAGGUCAAGAAACUAUAAACCAGAGCCACUGGAAUUGAAGAACAGUUUAGAGGAAGAAGGAUGGAGUGUUGGAAGGUCCCCAAUUCAUAAAGCAGUUACAAGCUCAUGGGACCAUCAAGUUCUAUUGAAAGAGCUUCAAAAAGUUCAGAGGCCUGCAGCUAAGAAAGAUACAUCACAUUCACCUUUCGUUUCCCAAGUAGUUCUUCCUUCUAGGUGGUUUGUAGAUAAUGAAUGGGAAGUCGUUGGGCAGAACAAUAAUUUUGAUUCAACGCAAUUAGCUGAACCUCUUAUGGGAAUAAUAUGCCGAAGCUACAGAUGGUAUUCCAUUGAAACAAAACCGAAUGUUGUUGUUUGGAAUUGUCGAGAUACAGAUAUUGGUUUUGUGUCUUGCGAAGCAAAAGAGAUGUUAGACCAUCUUGAAAGUGUUCUUGCAUCUGAGCAUGUUGUUGUGAAGAGUGGGCAAUUCAUUGUUGAAGUUAAGCCUCAUGUUAGCCAUAUCUUAGCCUUUGCAUUUGAUGCUGAUGUAUGUUGUUGUUAUGUUCCUUGGCGGAACAAACAUAUUCUACUGUCUUUUCAAGGAGGAAGCUGCUGGUAUCGAAAAAUCAAUAAGAAAUAUAAAAAUUGGAGAAGGAUGACAAGAGAAUUCAUUGUACUUGAGGGAAGUGAAGGUGAACAAAUUUUAAGGGUCACCACAAAACAAAUUGAUGUCAUUGAAGUGGAUGAUGGAGAGUAUUUGAGCUGUUUUAAAUGUUUGAAUACAUUAUGGUUGAUUUUGUGAAAUAUAUUCAUUGUUAUAAUAUAUUUAACUAGUGUAAGAUUAUUUUGUGAAUUAAUGUGUACACAUUUAGAAUAUUGUUUCGAAGUUUAUGGAAAGUCUAUAAAUUUGAGUUA
Messenger RNA from Solanum lycopersicum (tomato), 911 nucleotides. RefSeq lists its product as uncharacterized. The record is from RefSeq and is a predicted model, not a curated record. Gene Ontology annotation, biological process: trehalose biosynthetic process. NCBI's taxonomy places the organism in Eukaryota, Viridiplantae, Streptophyta, Magnoliopsida, Solanales, Solanaceae. Gene Ontology annotation, molecular function: trehalose-phosphatase activity. Gene Ontology annotation, cellular component: cytosol.